Molecule: messenger RNA, 1818 nt
Organism: Necator americanus (New World hookworm)
Lineage: Eukaryota; Metazoa; Nematoda; Chromadorea; Rhabditida; Ancylostomatidae
Exons: 13
Coding region: 1-1818 (605 amino acids)
Biological process (GO): positive regulation of cell differentiation; regulation of transcription by RNA polymerase II
Molecular function (GO): transcription factor binding
Source: RefSeq, a predicted model, not a curated record
AUGCCUCCCCAACCCAAAAAGGGAGGAUGUCUCGUCGCUCGAGCGGUCCCUCUCGCCACAAAUGGUGCCGCCACACAGGAUUUGACAGAUCGUAUGGAACAGCUGAUAAUUCAGGAUACAAGUAACCAAAGAAAAAUAGACAAAGUGGCCAACAAUAUCAGCCCAUCGGACUUUGUCACCCUACAAAGUAUUAGAUCUUCAGCUCUUGCUCGUAAAACUGCAACAACAUCAAAAUUUUGCAGUGGAGGUCCAGCAUUAUUCAAUGAUCUUCUUAAUAAGGAACCUGAUGAGGACGUCAUUCCUGGAAAAAAUGACGAAGUUAAAAAAGCAGACAAUGAAGAAGAGAAGAAAGAAACUGUUGUGAAGGAUAGUGAAAACUCUUGUGAAAAAACGAAGCCAAAAGAAGGUGAUCUCCUCUCACGUGGACCAGUAAAAAAUGUACGACCACCUCAAGGUCAUCAUCCAUACAGUGUCGGACCUAUGCAUUAUGGGACAGCAGCGCAAAGCACUGUACAUGACUAUUCUGCUUUUUCAAAUUACGGUAGUGGAUAUGAAUGUGGAAGCACAUGGACAGAUAGCCCGGAUACAUUUGGAUACGUCUCAUCAACUUCUUCACCGGAAUCUGUCGGAACCGACCAAGGAUAUCAUUCCAGCUCUCCAGUUCAGAAAUCACCACUACAAAACAGUCCGUUCACAGAUCAUUCGCUAACAAAAGACGAACUGUCUCGUCUGCUGGAUAAUUCAGAACUACCAGACCCUCUGGUAGACUUCAUUUUGAAGUAUUCCCGUCGUUAUACCAAUGAAACUACCUCCGAAGACAUGAUGUCUAGUCCGAAACAUCGCCCACCAUCCGCUGAUUCCGGCCUCGACUCUCCAAUGUCUGCGCGUUCGGCUCCACAUGCUAGUCCAGAAGUUCCUACUGGUGGAAAUAGUGGGCCAACGACUCCCUCUUUCAAUCAGACCCGACUCAGUCCUAGCAAAGGUUUGGAACGAUCCGCAAAACAGACACUUCGUGCACUUAUACCUGACAGUGAGAUGGAUGAUGCAUGGGCUUGGACAUUGAAAUGUAUACAGUUCGCUCCGGGGACACUAACGCACCAAGAUGACGAUCGCGAUACCCUCCUCCACAUUGUCAUCUCCCAUCAUGACCUCGCUAAAAUUUACUCACUUGUUGAGCAGCAACUAAAGCUUGAAAACGCUAAGGAGUUACGACCAUUCGAUGUACCGAAUCGUUAUAACGAAACUCCAUUGUAUUUAGCUGUACAACAACAACUAAAAGAGGUUGUCGCGUAUCUGUUGGAAGUCGGCGCUGACCCAAAUGUGCAAACAAUGCGACCAGAACGGGAAGGAGCUCUACAUUAUGCGGCUGCAAGAGGAAUGCACGAUAUUGUGAAUAUUCUUUGCACUGCACGAGGUUUACGCAUCAACCAGAUGAACGGACGUGGUCAAACAGCACUUCAUUGUGCAAUCGCUAAUCAUGGUGUAAUCGAUGAACGUUCACAGAAAGUGGUCGAUAGUAGAGAUGUGAUCGUAACUCUACUAAAAGCUGGAGCUGAUCCCACUCUUGUGGAUGCUAGAAGUGGAAGGACCGUCGUACACUACGCCAUCGAAACCAUGGAUCCACGAAUUAUUGAAGUACUGAAAAAUAGCGUGGAAGAGGAAUCGUGGACCGAGUUGGUGAACUUAGCUGACUUCAACCAAGAGAAGCCAAUGGAUAUGUUCAAAGCAGGAAGAUCGCUUUCACAAAAUGAAACUGCAAGAUCAGAAAUUUUCAUGACUCUACUUAUUAGUGGAGCCCGAAUACAAACUACACAAUGA